Messenger RNA from Erpetoichthys calabaricus (reedfish), 1052 nucleotides. RefSeq names its product anterior gradient protein 3-like. The record is from RefSeq and is a predicted model, not a curated record. Bases 182 to 676 code for a protein of 164 amino acids. Gene Ontology annotation, cellular component: endoplasmic reticulum. The transcript is spliced from 9 exons. NCBI's taxonomy places the organism in Eukaryota, Metazoa, Chordata, Cladistia, Polypteriformes, Polypteridae.
UCUGAUCUGACAGGUUUUGUCAGUAGAACAAGUUUAUUACUACCUGCUUUCUGCAGUUGCUCCUGUAUGCAAUCCAAUUCAUAACAUUUCAAGGUUGCCUUAGAAAAAACAAGCAUACACUCAAAACCAAUACAAUACUGCAUUUAAGCUUUGCAGGGGAGAAAAAAAAUCAUCCAUAAACAUGAACACAGUGGCACAAGGUUUAUUUCUGUGUUUGACUGCUGCUGCCAUUUAUUUGUUAUUUUUCACUUCUCCAAAAAAGACUGCUAACCAUCUUUCCAGAGGCUGGGGUGAUGAAAUUGACUGGGUUCCAACAUAUGAGGAAGGUCUUGCAAAAUCAAAGUCGAAUAAGAAGCCUCUUAUGGUGAUUCAGCAUUUGCUCGACUGUCCCUACAGCAAAGGUCUGAAAGAAAAGUUUGCUGCAAAUGCAGAAAUCCAGAAAAUUGCAAAAGAACACUUUGUGAUGCUUAAUCUAAUUCAUGAGACUACUGAUAACAACUUGGCUCCAGAUGGAUAUUAUGUGCCACGCAUUAUUUUCAUUGAUCCUUCUUUAACAGUUCGGAAUGACCUUGUAGGGAAGCAUCCAAUAUAUAAAUACACUUACACUAAUGAAGAUAUACUACUAAUACUGGAAAAUAUGCAGAAUGCAAGAACAAUGCUCUACACAGAGCUAUAAAAGGCUAACAGCCUAAAGUCCAACCACACAACCUUCUUUUAUUUCCUUUGCGCCUAAUUUCUACAUUCAACACUCUGUGCCUGCACUCAGUGAAGUACGUUAUGCGAAAAGAAGUUGUAUUGUAUAUGAUCAAUAAAUAACUAUUUAAACUGUUUGUGUGGAAAGGGUUUUCUUUUUGUUAUCUUCCAUUGUAACAGCAGUAGCUGAUUUUGUGUAGAGAUGUCACCUGAUGGGGAAUUCAUGUUUUUAUAUCAGGUAAUAAUAAAUUAUAUUUGAUUCAAUCUUUGUGUGUGUGUGUGUGUGUGUGCACAUUGUGCCCAUUCCCCUGACUGUGUGUGAUUACAACUGGUAAUAAACUCUUAUCAUCAGUAGUUCA